AUGGCUGAGUACAAGUUAGAAGUGACAACAGGUGACAUGACAAAUGCAGGAACAUUUGACCACAUAUAUGUCACUUUAAUUGGAACUGGAGGGAAGAGUGAGCAAACUGAGUUGGACAACUAUGGUAUGGAUUUUAAACCUGGGAUGACAUCAAACUACACCGUGAAAACCAGUUCAUCUCUGGGGAAACUUCUGCUGGUCAAAGUGGAGAAAGAUCCUUUUUUAUGUCUCCCAGAAGAUGAGUGGUUCUGCUCCAAAAUAGUGGUGACGACUCCAGAAGGAGAAGCCAUUCUUUUCCCCUGUUACAGAUGGAUCUCCAGGGGAGAACUGGUGGAGCUGAGAGGAGGAAGAGCCACGAAGGUUUUUGAGGACGACCAUCCCCUGUUGACUGACCACAGGAAAAAUGAGCUGAUGCUUAAAAAGACUUUGUACCAGGGUGCUGAGCUCAUGUUUAAGGGGAUGCUUGGAUCCACUGAAAGCUGGGGAAAAAUUGAAGAUAUUAAAAACAUCUUCAGGUCUACAGAGACACCAAUGUCAGAGUAUGUUUCAGAGCACUGGAAGGAAGACGACUUUUAUGGAUCCCAGUUUCUGAACGGAGUCAACCCCAAUGUGAUCAAGCGCUGCUCAGAGCUUCCCCCAAACUUUCCAGUCACAGAUGAGAUGGUAAAGCCGUUCCUGGCAGAGGGAACCUCUCUGCAGAAGGAAAUGGAGGAAGGCAACAUAUUCCUCUGUGACUACAAGGUGUUGGAUGGAUUGCCCACUAAGGUUUAUGAUGGUGAAUCUCUGCACGUGACUCCUGGUUUCAUAAUGUUCUACUUGAAUCCAGAAAACAAACUGAUGCCAUCUGCAAUACAGCUGUAUCAACAACCCUCUGAGCAGAACCCCAUCUUUCUGCCCAGUGACCCAGAGACUGACUGGCUGCUGGCCAAGAUGUUUAUUAAAAAUGCAGACUUGUUACAACAUCAGGCAGUCUAUCACUUCACAAACUCUCAUGGUUUGGCAGAAGUCUUUACUGUUGCCACUCUGCGCUGCUUCCCUGUUAUUCAUCCCCUCUACAAGCUGCUGAUCCCUCAUUUCCGUUAUACUCUCCAAAUUAAUACUGCGGCAAAAAAAAAAAUUUUUGGACCUGAGGGGAUAUUAAGUCAAAGUUCGCUUGGACUCCAGGGGAAUGUAGAGCUCGCGGAAAAGGCUCACUCUAAAUUGACCUACGAUGACCUCUGUCUGCCAGAGAACAUCACUGCACGAGGACUGGAGUCCAUAUCCAACUUCUACUACAGAGAUGAUGGCCUGAAGCUGUGGAACAUAAUCUACAGCUUUGUGAAGGCAACAGUGGAGUACUAUUAUCCCUCAGAAAAUGACGUGCGGAACGACACUGAGCUGCAGGAUUGGAUCAGUGAGAUAUUCACACAUGGCUUCUUAGGAAACACAACCUCAGGGUUUCCAUCAGAGUUUAUGACUGUCGAGGAAGUGAUCAAGUUCAUCACCAUGAUAAUCUUCACAGUGACAGGUCAACAUGCUGCUGUCAAUAAUGGACAGUAUGACUACUACCCCUGGAUCCCCAAUGGCUCGUUCCUGCUACGCAAAGCUCCUCCAACCACUAAGGGGCAGUCAAGCAUGAAGACACUUUUGGAGACCCUUCCAGAUGUUGGACUGACGGGAAAAUUUGCAGCAUUGUCUUGGAUACUUUCAAACAAGUACACUGAUACGGUUCCCAUGGGUUCAUACCCAGAUGAACAAUUCGAUGAGCCUGCCCCUAAGCAGAUGAUUAAGGAAUUUCAAGCAGAGUUGUCUUACCUCAGUGAAGAAAUCACUACAAGAAACUCACAGCUUGAAGUACCCUACACAUAUCUCAACCCUGCUGUUGUGGAGAACAGUAUAACUAUUUAA
This is a messenger RNA of Epinephelus moara (kelp grouper), 1887 nucleotides long. Its product is annotated as hydroperoxide isomerase ALOXE3-like. The transcript is spliced from 13 exons. Gene Ontology annotation, molecular function: iron ion binding; protein binding; oxidoreductase activity, acting on single donors with incorporation of molecular oxygen, incorporation of two atoms of oxygen. The record is from RefSeq and is a predicted model, not a curated record. Gene Ontology annotation, biological process: lipid oxidation; linoleic acid metabolic process. Lineage: Eukaryota; Metazoa; Chordata; Actinopteri; Perciformes; Serranidae. The coding region runs from base 1 to 1887 and encodes 628 amino acids.